Molecule: messenger RNA, 1569 nt
Organism: Momordica charantia (bitter melon)
Lineage: Eukaryota; Viridiplantae; Streptophyta; Magnoliopsida; Cucurbitales; Cucurbitaceae
Product: HVA22-like protein i
Source: RefSeq, a predicted model, not a curated record
AAACGGGUUUAAUUAGCGAAAUGAACUUCACAAAGCGAAUCCUCAUUUGGCGUAUGGAUUUCAAACGCCCCACUUGACUCACUCGCUCUCUCGCCUUCGUCUCUCCAUCUUUAUCUCUUCCGCUGCUUCUCCAACGGUCUGCCGAGGCAUUUCGGCGGCGCCGAUCACCGAUUUGUCUCUCCGCCGUCGAUCUCGUACUGUCACUCUACGAUACUCUUCUAUCGGCUGCUUUUGAGCGAACUUUUUGGACUUGAUUUGAUUUUUGUUGUAUUCGUUGAUUCUUUGAUUUUGCCUCAAGGUAAUAGGCAACAGGUAUUCAAGAUGAUUGGCUCGUUUCUUACCAGAGGACUCGUGAUGAUUUUUGGCUAUGCUUUUCCUGCCUAUGAGUGCUAUAAAACUGUUGAAAUGAACAAGCCAGAGAUUGAGCAACUUCGCUUUUGGUGCCAGUACUGGAUUUUGGUUGCUGUUUUGACAGUUUGUGAGAGGAUUGGAGAUGCAUUCAUUUCAUGGGUUCCUAUGUAUAGUGAAGCUAAAUUGGCAUUCUUUAUAUAUCUCUGGUACCCUAAAACAAGGGGAACAACUUAUGUGUAUGAUUCCUUCUUUAAACCAUACGUAGCAAAGCAUGAGACGGAUAUUGACCGAAAUUUAUUGGAACUAAGGACCAGAGCUGGUGACAUUGCUGUUGUCUACUGGCAGAGAGCUGCAAGUUAUGGUCAAACAAGGAUAUACGAGAUCUUGCAGUAUGUUGCUGCACAAUCAACAGCAAGGCCUCGCCAGUCUCAGCGACAGCCAGGGGCCGCAAGGGUUCCACCAGACACUGUGGCCUCAAAACGCCCGGCAACCACUACUAAUCAAGUGCGAAUUGAACCACCAUCAUCUCCAUCUUCAAGUCAUACCCAAAAAGAUGUAGCUGAAGAGGAGGUGGGUGUGUCUCAAGCAUCAAAACCAAAAACCACAGUUGAAGUUCUUCCUAAUACUCAGAAAGUGUCAAAACCGACAACCACAGUCGAAGUUCCUAAUACUCCGAAAGCAUUGAAACCAGCAACUUCAGUCGAAGUUCAUAUUUCCCAAAAUGCAGCUGCAGCAUCUGAACCACCAGCCAGAAGCCAAUCUUUACCACCUGAAGCGGAGCCAACGCAGGUCGAACCAGUGCCACCUUCAGUGGACGAGAACGCAAAUCCUCCCCCAAAAGAUACCGUCAUGGAAGAACCCCUAAAAGUAGCUCGCACAAGAUUGAGGAAAACACGUUCAAGUACUAACCGUUGAUAAGGGCCGCAAUGUUUCCAAAUCUCAGUUUCCCUUGUAGCUGUUAGACGGUAGAAGGAACAAUGAUGAGUACUGAGUUGCUGAUCCUGGCAUUCAUGUAAAUUUGUUGUUUCUAUUUCAAUUUUAUUUGUCACUUUAUUUUUUGGACGGCAGCCGAUGGUUUAGAAGUAUGAUGCGAUUCUUGUCAAAAUUCCAUGACAUUAUUACAAUGCUCGCAUAAAAUCUAUACUUGGCUGUCGGUUGGAGAAAUCUUUGUUAUAGUUGAAUUCAGGUCUCUGUCCACAGUGAUAUUUUUGCACAAAA